UCGUCAAAACAGUGGAAAAGUGUAGCUCGGAAUGUUGCAGUGGAAAAAAAUGCUAGUUUUCUCGUAAAAGUUCAUGAUAUGGUCAAGAAUUGCUAGCUCCAGCGUUGGCGAUAAGAAAAACGAACAAGGAGCAUAUAACAUAUCAACAUGUCCAGUGCUCGAGAUCUAUUUAGUUUGCCGGCCGGCCCAGCCGACUUGUGCUUCGAUAAGAACGAAUUCAUGAAGAAAACCUUUUCGGUGGACGAGUUCCUGCAUGAGAAUCGGAAUGCGGGUAGUUUAGAGAACAUACGAGACGAUCUAGGACUUUACCUUAAGGUGCUGCGAUCUGCGAUGAUUGAGCUAAUCAACCAAGACUAUGCCGAUUUUGUGGAUCUGUCUGCAAAUUUGAUCGGGCUAGACCAGCAGAUAGGUGAAAUCGAUGCACCACUGCAGAAGCUCAAGCAGGAAAUGUUGACGGUCAAAGGUGCACUGGAAGGGACAAUGAAGGACAUUUCUGACUGCUUGGAGCAGAAGAAAGCCUUACGGGCGUAUAAGAAAAGUCUUCAGAGUUUAGCAAAGGUUCAGGCAGCGCUUGUGAAAUUGAAAAGCCUUCUUAAACCGGUAGAUGAGAAGCAGGACGAAAUAAAUCCAACUUUGUUAGAGCGAGCUGCCCUGGAAUCGAUCCAACUGCAGUUCAAUUUAAAGUACUGCAGCGAGUUUUUGGACGAAGAACAAAAGCAAAGCGCAGAUCAUUGGAAGGGCAGUCUAUUGACGCAGUUGAAAACCUACUUUUUGAAUAUGUUGGAAAAGAAAGACUUGGACGGAUUGGAACGCUGUCUUCGAAUUUAUUGCACACUUGACGAGUGUCAUAUUGCAGAGGAAGUAUUCAAAACGGAGAUAGUUACGCCGUACAUGAGCCGUGUCGUAUCGGAAAGCAGUCUACAGAACUCGCCGCAAGGAUUGACAGGAAUCUAUAAUCAGAUUUUGGACUUCAUCUCACUCAAUAUGAAGAGUUUGUUGAGCCUAACGAAGAAAAAUGGAAAAGUUAAAGGCUACAAGUUUGUAAUCAAUAGCUUUUGGACCGAAGUCGAGCGACGCAUGGAAACCAACAUGUCUUCAAUAUUCGCACCUGGUAAUCCGGACUCGUUCUAUAGCAAGUACAAAUGUACCCUGGAAUUUCUUGAGCGAAUUGAACUGAUUCUUGAAGAUCCAGUUGAAAUCAACUGUUUCAAGACGCAUUCCCAGUAUAAAAGUUUUCAGGUACGAUGGAAUCUGCCUGUUUACUUCCAGAUUCGCUUUCAGGAAAUUGGUUCCAACCUGGAAAAGGCCUGCACUCGGGAAAUAGAUGCGGUAAAAUUCUCGACACAGCAAAUCAGUGUCAGUCAAUUCAAUCUUUUGCAAUUUUCGAUUGUCCUCACCUGCAUUUCAAAUUGCUGGCAGGAUGGGAUUUACCUUCCUCAGCUAUUUCAUCGAUUUUUGAAGCUGACCUUACAGUUGCUAUCUAGAACAAUGACCUGGAUCGACAAUGUGGUUGCAUUGAACCCCAUAGCUCCGCAAGACUCCGGGCAGGAGCAAUCCCUGAGGCUCAAACUUCUAGCCACCCUGUUUUCGGAUAUUACCAAUCUGUCCAAAAAGAUACCCCAAAUAGUCAGUCUUAUCCUGGAUAAAUCGCCAACAAAUCUUGAACUAGCCUCCCCUCAGCUAGACGAGCUAUUUUUCGAUAACCGUUCCGCGCUGACAACCAAACUGAAUCGAUUACAAACACUAAUCGUUCAAGAACUGGUGCAAAACAGCGCUCCCUACAUCAAACAGGUCAGUGACAUUCCUCGGUUGUAUCGUAAAACCAACCGGGAUGUACCCAGGCGAUGCUGUCAAUACAUGGAACAGUUGAUACAACCGAGCAGGAGCUUUCGGGAGAACUACAGCUCGUUGGUGGGAGACGAACGGCUUAAAGAUUUUCUGGCAAAUGUGUACGGAAGUUUAACUACCAGUUAUUACAAUGCAGUGGAGGAAGUGCUGAUGUCGGUCCAAAAAACCGAAGAAUCCCUUCGUCGAUUGAAGAGUCUUCGCGAUCGAAAUUUCACGACAGCCGCUGCUAGCAGCAAUAGCACAACGGCAAUGACCGACGAUGAUAAAAUACGGCUGCAAUUGCAAGUGGACGUUAUUUAUUAUGUGCAGGAGAUCGAACGCAUCGGACUGGCACGGGGUGAAAUUGAAAAACUGAACGAAUUAGAGCGAUUGGUAGAGGAAGCGACUAAAAUAAGGAUUGGUUCGGGUUCACAAUCGAUAGCGCAAUCGUGAGAAAAGAAAAUGGGAGUUCUUUCGUCCGUUCUAGAGCAGAAAGUUUUGGUUAAUGUUAAAACUGCGCGCUGAAAUUGUUCCAACCGCCAUCGAUUUUCCAAGCACGUAGAAGCAUUUUUCUACACAAUUUUAGGAGUUUGCAAAUUCAGAAAUGUUGUAAAAAUUAUGUUAAACGACAGUGACUAAUAAUAAUGCUAACACAAAGU
Messenger RNA from Topomyia yanbarensis, 2486 nucleotides. RefSeq names its product conserved oligomeric Golgi complex subunit 2 (gene Cog2). The record is from RefSeq and is a predicted model, not a curated record. Gene Ontology annotation, biological process: Golgi organization; protein transport; intra-Golgi vesicle-mediated transport. Lineage: Eukaryota; Metazoa; Arthropoda; Insecta; Diptera; Culicidae. The transcript has 3 exons. Gene Ontology annotation, cellular component: membrane; COG complex. Bases 148 to 2280 code for a protein of 710 amino acids.